CGCGCCGCUUCCGGUCUCCAGCGCCAAAGCGAAUGACUUCCCCCUCUGUGGGGCUGGAGCGGGGCUUGCUGCGACCCCACGGAGCCCACGAUCGCGCUUCCCCAGCCAGCGAGUCCGCCAGCACCAGCGUCCCACCGGCGCCUGGGACCAUGGCCACCGACUCAUGGGCCCUGGCGGUGGAUGAACAGGAGGCAGCGGCCGAGUCGUUGAGCAACUUGCAUCUUAAGGAAGAGAAAAUCAAACCAGAUGCCAAUGGUGCUGUUCUCAAGACCAAUGCUAAUUCAGAGAAGGCAGAUGAAGAAGAGAAAGAAGACAGAGCUGCCCAGUCUUUACUCAACAAGCUGAUCAGAAGCAACCUUGUCGAUAACACGAACCAAGUGGAAGUCCUGCAGCGGGACCCAAAUUCCCCGCUCUACUCUGUGAAGUCCUUUGAGGAGCUUCGGCUGAAACCACAGCUUCUCCAGGGAGUCUAUGCCAUGGGCUUCAACCGUCCAUCCAAGAUACAAGAGAAUGCAUUGCCUUUGAUGCUUGCUGAGCCCCCACAGAACUUAAUUGCCCAGUCUCAGUCUGGCACUGGUAAAACAGCUGCCUUCGUGUUGGCCAUGCUCAGCCAAGUAGAACCUGCAAAUAGAUACCCCCAGUGUCUGUGCCUCUCCCCAACUUAUGAGCUCGCCCUGCAAACAGGAAAAGUGAUUGAACAGAUGGGCAAAUUUUACCCUGAACUGAAGCUAGCUUAUGCUGUCCGAGGCAAUAAAUUGGAAAGAGGUCAGAAGAUCAGUGAACACAUUGUCAUUGGCACCCCUGGGACUGUUCUGGACUGGUGCUCCAAGCUCAAGUUCAUUGACCCUAAGAAGAUCAAGGUGUUUGUUCUGGAUGAGGCUGACGUGAUGAUAGCUACUCAGGGCCACCAAGACCAGAGCAUCCGCAUCCAGAGGAUGCUGCCCAGGAACUGCCAGAUGCUGCUUUUCUCUGCCACCUUUGAAGACUCUGUAUGGAAAUUUGCCCAGAAAGUGGUCCCAGACCCAAACAUUAUCAAACUGAAGCGUGAGGAGGAGACGUUGGACACCAUCAAGCAGUAUUACGUCCUGUGCAAUAACAGAGAUGAGAAGUUCCAGGCCUUGUGUAACCUCUACGGGGCCAUCACCAUUGCUCAGGCCAUGAUCUUCUGCCACACCCGCAAAACGGCUAGUUGGCUGGCAGCAGAGCUCUCCAAAGAAGGCCACCAGGUGGCUCUGCUGAGCGGCGAGAUGAUGGUGGAGCAGAGGGCUGCGGUGAUCGAGCGCUUCCGAGAGGGCAAAGAGAAGGUGCUGGUGACCACCAACGUGUGUGCCCGCGGUAUUGAUGUUGAACAGGUAUCUGUCGUCAUCAACUUUGACCUUCCCGUGGACAAGGAUGGGAACCCGGACAACGAGACCUACCUGCACCGGAUCGGGCGCACGGGCCGCUUUGGCAAGAGGGGCCUGGCAGUGAACAUGGUCGACAGCAAGCACAGCAUGAACAUCCUGAACAGAAUCCAGGAGCAUUUUAAUAAGAAAAUAGAAAGAUUGGACACAGAUGAUUUGGAUGAGAUUGAGAAAAUAGCCAACUGAGAAGCUCCAUCAGUCACCAGUGCCCACCCCUGGUGCUCCCCCUGCACGGGAGACUGGUGCUUUCACGGCACAGGCCUCGACAGUCGCCACAAAGAAGAGGAGGCAGAGGAGAGAGAAACUACCUACCUCAUUUUAAAUUACGUUUGGACUUUACAAAAAUUGUGCAAAUGAUGGGGGAAGGUAGAAAAAAAUUGUUUACACAACUCUUGAAGAUUAGGCGUGAAUACACAGAAAUUUGCCUUUUGAAA
This is a messenger RNA of Lynx canadensis (Canada lynx), 1837 nucleotides long. Its product is annotated as ATP-dependent RNA helicase DDX19B. NCBI's taxonomy places the organism in Eukaryota, Metazoa, Chordata, Mammalia, Carnivora, Felidae. The transcript has 12 exons. Bases 33 to 1589 code for a protein of 518 amino acids. The record is from RefSeq and is a predicted model, not a curated record. Gene Ontology annotation, biological process: poly(A)+ mRNA export from nucleus. Gene Ontology annotation, molecular function: RNA helicase activity; RNA binding; ATP binding. Gene Ontology annotation, cellular component: nucleus; cytoplasmic stress granule.